AUGGCGACCACAAGCACCGACUGGCCUGACCGCUACUAUGAUAUAGACCAAAUAUUGGAGAAGCCCGGGCCCCGUACCGACCCCGACUUUCUAGCAGGCGACGGUGUUAAAGAGUUCUUGCGAACAAAGGCCAAGAUCCUCGUCAUCGGCGCCGGUGGCCUGGGUUGUGAAAUUCUAGCCAAUCUCGCGUUAACUGGAUUCAAAGACAUCCAUGUCAUCGACAUGGACACCAUCGACAUUAGCAAUCUCAAUCGCCAGUUCCUUUUCAGACCAAAGGAUGUUGGACGACCCAAAGCAAUUGUCGCGGCCGAGUUCAUCAUGAAUCGCGUCCCGGGCGUACAAGUCACACCAUACUAUGGCAAAAUCCAGGAUAAAGGCGACGAUUAUUACCUCCAGUUCAACCUGGUCAUCUGCGGUCUUGACUCGGUUGAAGCUCGCCGAUGGAUGAGCGCCACUCUUGUCAACUUAGUCGAUCCGGAGAACCCAGAGAGUCUGAAGCCUCUGAUAGAUGGAGGAACUGAGGGUUUCCGUGGUCAAGCACGAGUCAUCCUGCCCACAAUCACCUCCUGUUAUGAGUGCUCUCUCGACAUGCUGAACAAGCCCACCGCCUUCCCUAUUUGCACAAUUGCCAACACCCCCCGACAACCAGAGCACUGCAUCGAAUGGGCGUCUGUCUUGGAGUGGCCUCGUAUUCAUGGCCCCGACAAGAAGUUGGACAAUGAUGACCCCGAACACAUUACCUGGUUAUAUAAUCUAGCCUCCGCCCGUGCAAAAGAAUUCAACAUUGAGGGUGUCACUUGGUCUCUCACUCAAGGAGUUGUAAAAAAUAUUAUUCCUGCAAUCGCAUCAACCAACGCGAUCAUCGCUGCGUCAUGCUGCAAUGAGGCGUUCAAGAUCGCGACGAGCUCUGCUGCGUUCCUCAACAACUAUUUCAUGUUAAUCGGCACCGACGGGGUCUACUCAUAUACUUUCGAGCACGAAAAGCGCGACGACUGUCCUGUUUGCGGUGGUAGCUCUCUCGACCUCCCGAUCAGCUCUGAAAUGACGGUUGAACAACUGAUCGAACUCCUUAUCGAGAGGCAAGAUGUUCAAAUCAAGAAGCCCUCAUUGUCCAGCGACUCGACACAGAUUUAUCUGCAAGCACCGCCAGACCUGGAAGCGGCCACGCGCCCCAACUUAACCAAGAAAGUUCAAGAUUUGGUCGCAGCAGGAGGCGAAAUCACUGUCACUUCUCGCAGCUUACCGUUCAGUCUCUCCUUGCGAAUCAGUUAUACCUGA
Messenger RNA from Mycena indigotica, 1278 nucleotides. Its product is annotated as E2-bind domain-containing protein. The transcript is spliced from 8 exons. The record is from RefSeq and is a predicted model, not a curated record. Gene Ontology annotation, biological process: protein neddylation. NCBI's taxonomy places the organism in Eukaryota, Fungi, Basidiomycota, Agaricomycetes, Agaricales, Mycenaceae. Bases 1 to 1278 code for a protein of 425 amino acids. Gene Ontology annotation, molecular function: NEDD8 activating enzyme activity. Gene Ontology annotation, cellular component: nucleus; cytoplasm.